GCUUAUGCUUCGGAAUUGUACUUUAAAAGCAAGGGAGCAGACUAGUUUUAUCUUUCUGGUAGCGUGUUUUCAAAGCAAAGAAGGAGAAGGAAUAGAUGUAACGAACAAAAUUUAGGAGGUAUGGAAUGUUGUAUGUAUAAGACGUAUUCAAGACGAGAAAGAAAGGUUAUCCAAGAUUACACUUGGUGGGCUAUUUUUUUGGCCUGUAUCUCGCAAAUCUUUGAGGCCGCGACAGGGCAAAUAGGGAAAAAACCAAUCAUGUGCGACAACUUGCAGUACACAAUAGAGAAGAGCCCUCACACUUCGCGCGCGCUUGGUAAGUACAUGGCAAUGCUUCAGCCCGAUCCCGCGUCGAUUCCAGAAUAGGGGCAACGCAAGAGCGAUCCCCCGACGUACCUCCGCACAUCAAAUAAAUUGGUGU
Metschnikowia bicuspidata var. bicuspidata NRRL YB-4993 is the source of this 421-nucleotide messenger RNA. RefSeq lists its product as uncharacterized. Bases 121 to 366 code for a protein of 81 amino acids. The transcript has a single exon. NCBI's taxonomy places the organism in Eukaryota, Fungi, Ascomycota, Pichiomycetes, Serinales, Metschnikowiaceae. The record is from RefSeq and is a predicted model, not a curated record.